This is a messenger RNA of Paramacrobiotus metropolitanus, 2465 nucleotides long. RefSeq lists its product as uncharacterized. Gene Ontology annotation, molecular function: RNA polymerase I core promoter sequence-specific DNA binding. The record is from RefSeq and is a predicted model, not a curated record. Lineage: Eukaryota; Metazoa; Tardigrada; Eutardigrada; Parachela; Macrobiotidae. Gene Ontology annotation, cellular component: RNA polymerase I core factor complex; RNA polymerase transcription factor SL1 complex. Gene Ontology annotation, biological process: nucleolar large rRNA transcription by RNA polymerase I; RNA polymerase I preinitiation complex assembly. The coding region runs from base 236 to 2011 and encodes 591 amino acids. The transcript has 5 exons.
UGGUGGUGUGACGUCGCAGAGUACAGACUCUUUUUGGUCGUUACAAAUAACAAUCCGUAACAUUUAACAAUCGUAGAUUUCAUAUCGUGAUUCAUGAAUUCAUAAAUUACUCCCAUGGAGCAUGUCGGUAGAAUCUUUUGGCUUUUUGAAAAUAUGGAAGUAUGAUUGUUGUUAAUUGACUCGUGAAUGCCGGGGUACACCUUGGUCGUUACCACAAUUAGCAUAAUAAAUCAGAAUGGUGAGAUGCGCGGUGUGCGAUGGUGCGAAGUUCUUCGAGAAGGACGGAUUGUAUUAUUGCGACACUUGUUCCACACAGUGUGCAGAUCUCCAUAUCACUGGCGUCGAUGCAGAUGAAGCGAUCAUUGGUUAUUCCAGGCGCUUCCAGAUUUCUGCCGCUUUUGCACCGAGCGAGGAAGAUGCUCUUGAGACCAGAACGGUUCCCGAAGGCAAAGGGCUGUUUAAGGAGGCCACGCCAGAAUGUCGUUUCGUGCAAGCCAGCACUGUGUUACGCGCUCAGGUGCAAUGGCUGAUAGAUAACGCCGGAGUCAAACCAGAGCUGGAUGAAAUUGUCCAACAUAUUUGGAUAAGCUAUGUGGAAAAGUCUUUGCCGGACAUGAAGGCUUUGUGUGAUGGAGUCUUUAUGGACGAAAGACGGUUCAGCUUGUUGCAUAAAUCCGAUUGGCAGGUGCUGUUCGCUUGCCAGGCAGACGAAGUGAAUGACAUGCUCAGACUCCAUCGCGAGAAUUUCCAGAAUAAGAACGACACGAUGGAUGUCCAGUCGGCAACGUCCAUUAAACCGGAACGCAAAAGCACUCAUCCCGAGCGGCUCACCCUGCCGCGGAUGCUAGCGGUACUUGUGACGGGAUUAAUGCACUGCCGAGAAGAUAUUCUGAUUAGCGACAUAUUACGAUGGGUUCGUCUGAUGCUGUUACCGUGUGCUAUGCCAUCGGAUUUUAUUCCAGCAGAGCAGAUGCAUAUUUAUUUGGAUAUCGCUCGUGUUCAGGGUUUCGAUGUGGAGUACGCCUUUCUCGAAUGGGAGUUGGGGAAUCUGAACAGGCAUUUGAAGCUUGUGCCACCAAGAGUUGAAAUUAUGUCUGUAGUUACACGCUUUCUGGAGGAAUUAAAUCUGCCGGCUGCGUUGGUGCCAUUAAUAGCACAAGUCAUAGAGUGUUCCGGCUGUUCGACAUAUGAAAUUCCACAUCCAGUCGCUUCGCGGGACUGCAUGCGUGUUGCGCGAAAUCCUGAAGCCGUCGCAAUGGCUUUGAUUGUCCACACUUUACGAAUUCUUUUUGGAUUUGACGAUGUCUGGGAAGCGAUUUUAGUGGAAGCAGAUAAUUUGGCACGUCUUAUCGACGGUGUUGCUGUCUUCAGUCUGGCAGAAUGGAUUGACUACAUAAAUUUGCGUCGAAUAGCAUUGUUUAAACAUACGUCAUUGCUGCAAUCCUGUGAUGGCAUAGCUAUGAUGGAAUUUAUGCGGGAGCAAGCUGACUGGCAUAAAGGGAUUAAGAAAGGCAUCUUGGAAAAUAACACACAAUAUGAGAAGGUUUAUGGCGACCUUUCCCGUGCUUUCAAGGAUUCACGAGGAGUUAAUGAUUUGGUUUCUCGUUUUGUUACCGUUCCCGUAACUCUGCGACCAUUUCGAGCUUGCACGCAAGAACUUGCCGUUUUGCAUCCGGAUCUGGCAUGUGACUUUAGUAGUCAUUCCAUAAGCUACCUUUUUGCUAACGACUCCAACUGGCUUCCCAGGGGAAUGCCGGAUGGAGAAGCCAAAGAAAUUCUGCAAUCUUUGAAAAAUAUUCACCUGGCAGGUGUUGAAAAUUGCCGAAAAUCAAUUACACUACGCUCGCAAGUUAUGGUUAAUGAAUCUCACGAAAAGUUACCUUUGCGAUACUUGCCACAGCCACUGCGAUGGCUGUUGACCACUUGUGCGGAAAUAAUUGAGCAAAAUCCCGCUUCUCUGUUGGGUCAAGUUCUGUUGAUGGAAGAAAGCCUCUACGGGAAGGACAGUUGAUACUUCGACGGAAGGAUCGUUAGAGAAUGUUCCCAUUUUACGUGCUUUCAGUUAUUGGACCCGUGAUAUUAUGCAUUUUUGGAAUGUUAAAGUUUUAUACUCGUUUUACGCGUAAUGUUUAUAGUUUUCUUUCUCGCUGUAAAGCUUGAAUUCAAUUUCACAACACUGGCAGUGAAACAGCUUGGUAGUACCAACGUACUGUACUAUAUGUAUCAUGUGUGUACUGCUGUAUUAUAUUAUGUAGUUAAAUAGUUUUUUUUUAUUUUUUUGCUGCCUUUCUUUUUCAAUGCUGUAUAUCUACAUGAAAAAUUUACUUGCCAGUGGCUAGAAUUUCUGUUUCGUUGAAAACAGAUAACUCAACAAUAAAACAAACAGCUCGCGCUUCACCAGUCGCUAGCUCCUUUUUGACUUCCGGCUGAUUACAGUAUUGUUGGCCAGUAGCCAUCACUCGCAC